AUGUUCAACAGUUAUGAUAACUUUGGGGUCAAGAACGACUUCCACGCCAGAAGUCAGUGGCGAUUAAAUCCGGGCUUCAACGAUGGCAAACACCAGCAUGAGAGUGACUUCGACAUCGCCGACCUUGGCUCCGGCAUGACCAAGAUGGUCAAUGGCAUCAAGGACCUAACAAUCAAGGGGACCAUGUGCUUGAGCCCGCGACAGAAGGACACUUUCCAAGCCGAGCCGUGGCUACCAGGCCCGUACGAGAGCGAGAAUGAUGGCGGCGCCAACCACCCCAAUGCGGCAUUAAGGAACGAUACCGAGCACAGCAGCGUGACCAUUCCCACUUCGCGUUCUUUCCACGACGGCCCAGCAAACCGUACCAGAAGUAAGACCCGCAUGGGGAGUGGCAACACGGCAGACGGCUCUGCCAACUCGGCGUCAUUGUCCAACCCGCCACCCGUACGGCGUCGGAAGGUCUUGACGGGACCAAACAAUCGCAAGCGAAGGAGCGCAACUGUCGACAAUUAUGGAAGUAAUGGCGGCCCGAGUCUGCGUCGCCGGUUCCCCAGUUCGGGUGAACGAUCUUGCAAGGAGGCCGUCAAGGCGGUCACGACUCGUCGGUCCCAGCGGCUCAAGCGGGCUUAG
Molecule: messenger RNA, 630 nt
Organism: Cutaneotrichosporon cavernicola
Lineage: Eukaryota; Fungi; Basidiomycota; Tremellomycetes; Trichosporonales; Trichosporonaceae
Exons: 1
Coding region: 1-630 (209 amino acids)
Source: RefSeq, a predicted model, not a curated record